This is a messenger RNA of Erigeron canadensis, 1521 nucleotides long. Its product is annotated as cytochrome P450 93A3-like. The transcript has 2 exons. NCBI's taxonomy places the organism in Eukaryota, Viridiplantae, Streptophyta, Magnoliopsida, Asterales, Asteraceae. Gene Ontology annotation, molecular function: oxidoreductase activity, acting on paired donors, with incorporation or reduction of molecular oxygen; iron ion binding; heme binding. Bases 1 to 1521 code for a protein of 506 amino acids. The record is from RefSeq and is a predicted model, not a curated record.
AUGGCUGAUUUCCAGGGAUAUUUGUUCCUAAUUAUCUUAUGGCUGAUUUCCACUAUCUUCAUUCGGGUGAUAUUCAAAUCUACUCGUUCUAAACAUAAUCUUCCACCCAGCCCUUUUGCCCUUCCUGUUAUUGGACAUCUCCAUCUCCUUGCUCCGAUACCUCACCAAGCUUUUCACAAGAUUUCUCUCCGAUAUGGUGGAGUUUUUCGUGUCAUUCUGGGUUCUGUACCUUGUGUUGUUGCUUGUUCACCAGAAAUGGCAAAAGAAUUCCUUAAAACAUAUGAAAAUGCCUAUUUAGAUAGGCCCCAAAACUCAGCUGUAGCGUAUCUAACUUAUGGAUCAAAAGACUUUUCUUUUGCUCCAUACGGAUCCUAUUGGAAGUUUAUGAAGAAAAUAGUCAUGUCACAGCUCUUAAAUGGUACAACACUUGACCUACUCCUUCCAGUUAGGCACAAUGAAAUUAAUCGUUUUAUGAAAUCCUUAUCUCAAAAGGCCAAAGUUGGGAAAGCAGUUGAUCUUGAUGGGGAGCUUGUGAAGAUGUCAAACAAUGUGAUAUCAAGAAUGCUUAUGAGUGAAAGGUGUUCAGAGAAUGAGGAUGAUGCAGGGGAAAUGAAGAAAUUGGUUACAGAAAUAGCUGAGAUUACAGGUAAAUUUAACCUAUCGGACUACAUCUGGAUCUUUAAGAAUCUAGAUGUGCAGGGCUUUGGAAAAAGAUUGAAGGAUAUUCGUAGAAGAUUUGAUGAAUUGAUUGAGAGGAUCAUGAAAGAACAUGAAGAUGCAAGAAAGCAGAAUUCAGGUGUAACGAAGGACUUGCUCCACAUUUUACUCGAUGUUGCGGAAGAUGAGAGCAUGGAAAUUAAGUUGACUAGAGAAAACAUUAAAGCCUUCAUUCUGGAUAUAUUUGCAGCAGGAACAGAUACUUCUGCAAUUACAAUAGAAUGGGCUUUAUCAGAACUCAUCAAUCAUCCAAACAUAAUGAAAAGAGCAAGAGAAGAAAUUGAUGAGGUUGUUGGGAAAACCAGACUUUUGCAAGAGUCGGACAUACCAAACCUUCCCUACCUCCAAGCAAUUGUCAAGGAAACAUUGCGGCUCCAUUCCACGGGCCCAAUGAUUGUAAGGCAAUCAACAGAAGACUGCACAGUCGGAGGUUACCAUAUUCCAGCAAACACUACAAUUUUUGUUAAUAUUUGGGCUCUCGGUAGAGACCCAAAACAUUGGGAAAACCCCCUUGAAUUUAGGCCUGAAAGAUUCGAACAGAACAACUUGGAUGUUAGGGGACAACACUUUCACAUGAUACCAUUUGGGAGUGGGAGGAGGAUGUGUCCUGGGACGACACUAGCAUUGCAGGUGAUACAAACAACGGUUGGUGCCAUGAUUCAGUGCUUUGACUGGAAGGCCGGGAAAGAUGGGAAUCUCACUAGCGUUGAUAUGGAAGAAGGAGUUGGCAUCACACUUCCUAGAAAAAACCCUUUGGUUUGUAUUCCUGUUGCCCGACUAGAUCCAAUCCCAUUUUCGGUGUAA